This is a messenger RNA of Heteronotia binoei (common prickly gecko), 1074 nucleotides long. Its product is annotated as olfactory receptor 6M1-like. Gene Ontology annotation, biological process: G protein-coupled receptor signaling pathway. Gene Ontology annotation, cellular component: membrane. NCBI's taxonomy places the organism in Eukaryota, Metazoa, Chordata, Lepidosauria, Squamata, Gekkonidae. Gene Ontology annotation, molecular function: G protein-coupled receptor activity; olfactory receptor activity. The transcript is spliced from 2 exons. The record is from RefSeq and is a predicted model, not a curated record. Bases 1 to 1074 code for a protein of 357 amino acids.
AUGUCCAAGACAAAUGGAACCAUCGGUAAAGUCAAUGAAUUUAUUUUGCUAGGAUUCGCUGUAGUCUGGCAGGUGGAAAUUGUCUUCUUUGCAUUGCUGCUUGUUGUCUACCUGCUUACCAUCACUGGAAAUGUGGUUAUUAUUACAGCCACUUGGGCUGACCAUCGACUUCACAGUCCCAUGUACUUCUUCCUUUGCAACCUCUCCUUCCUGGAUGCCAUGGUGGCCACGGCCAUUGCUCCCAAGAUGACGAGGGACUUCUUAUCCAAGAAGAAGACCAUCUCUGUGUCCGGCUGCAUCUCUCAGUGUUACUUCUACUUCUUUUUGGGCACCACUGAGUUCAUCCUCUUGGCUGUCAUGUUCUUGGACCGGUACGUUGCAAUCUGCAAUCCACUUCGUUAUUCCACCAUUAUGAAUGUACGUUUGACAAUCCAGUUGCUGCUUGUGUCUUGGGUUGGGGGGUUCCUUUCUGUCCUUUCUCCUAUCAUUAUCAUCUCAAUGUUGCCUUUCUGUGGUCCCAACAUCAUUGACCAUUUCUUCUGUGACAUUGAACCACUGAUCAGGCUCUCUUGUGCUGACACUUCCCUCCUGGAGAUGAUAGAGUUUUCCCUGUCUACCAUUGUGUUGUUGAGUUCUCUGAUGCUGACAGUGGUCUCCUAUGUCUAUAUCAUCACCACCAUCCUCCGCAUCUCAUCCAGCACAGGCCGGAAGAAAACCUUCUCCACUUGUGCCUCCCACAUCACAGUGGCCUCUGUCUUCUAUGGGAGUGCCAUUUUCAUGUACAUAGUGCCCAACAAAGGGUUUUCCUUUGGCCUCAAGAAAGCAGUGACCCUCCAAACCUGCGUUGUCACUCACUUGCUCAACCCAUUCAUCUAUACCCUAAGGAAUCAGCAAGUCAAAGAGGUGCUAAAGCAUGCCGUGUCCCGAGUCCCCAAGCUCAGUCCUACAGGCUCCAAUGAGCCAGGCAGCAAUGGUCAUACAGGGACAAAUCAUGAGUCCACCUACACAACAGAUUCUGCUGUUUUUAGUGAACAGUACACCUGGCACCUGGAAGCCAGAUCUGCCACCCAUUGA